Dioscorea cayenensis subsp. rotundata (Guinea yam) is the source of this 674-nucleotide messenger RNA. Its product is annotated as dCTP pyrophosphatase 1-like. The record is from RefSeq and is a predicted model, not a curated record. Gene Ontology annotation, biological process: nucleoside triphosphate catabolic process. The coding region runs from base 17 to 457 and encodes 146 amino acids. Lineage: Eukaryota; Viridiplantae; Streptophyta; Magnoliopsida; Dioscoreales; Dioscoreaceae. The transcript has 2 exons. Gene Ontology annotation, molecular function: nucleoside triphosphate diphosphatase activity.
GGCGAACGCCGAAGGAAUGAAAGAGAACAACAGCAACAACUCCUCCGCCAUCGUCCCCAUGGUCGAUGGAGAACCAGCCAUCACUCUCCGAGAUCUCACGAACAAGAUGGCGGACUUCGCUAUGGAGCGCGACUGGGACCAGUUUCACAGCCCCAGGAACCUACUUCUUGCUCUGGUUGGGGAGGUUGGGGAGCUCUCUGAGAUUUUUCAAUGGCGGGGUGAGGUGCCAAGAGGGUUGCCUGGGUGGGAUGAGAAGGAGAAGGAGCAUUUGGGUGAGGAGCUUUCGGAUGUGCUGCUUUAUUUGGUCAGGCUUGCUGAUAUUUGUGGGGUUGAUCUUGGUGUGGCGGCGCUCAGGAAGAUGGAGAUCAAUGCGCGCAAGUACCCCGUUCAGUACUGUAAGGGUUCUUCCAAGAAGCGCAAUCACUAUUCUUCUGAGAAUCCCACUGAGGAGCUUUAGUGGAUAGCAGCAGGGGUGGAAAAAUGGAGGUUUUUGUUUGCACUCUUUUUGCUUUUUGCUUUUUGCAUGGAAAUGAGCCUUUGAUGUGUGAUGGGGGUGAGGUAUCAGCUAUGGUUGAUGGAUGGAAAUCAUGGAAUGCUCUUUUUCCUUGCUUUUUUGAGCUUUUGUUGUGCAAGGGAUGCAAAGUGACCUCUAUAAAGUAAACUUCUUGUUGGUA